CAGUGAAAUUUUGGCAGUUUUUAUUUUACGAGUUUAUUCAUUGAUAAGCUACAAAGUAACAAGUUGUUUAAAGUGAACAAUAUUGUUUUGUUUAUUUUCCAUUAUAAAAUGGACAGUUAUUUUAUGAAAAAUUGAGGGUUAUAAAUUCAGAUUACUCACGUAUUUAUUUCUAAAUAAAAUGUUUGAAGAGUACUUGUGCACCUAUCAUGCAGAUGAAUUGUUGGAUAUAUUAAAACACAGUGAAAAGAAUCACCACUAUUCUUUAACAAUUAAGUAAGAUAUCAAUAAAUAUUAUUUUGAUUUAUGUAUCUAUUUAUUUGUUUGUAUGUUAUUAGUUUUGUGACACUUUUUGAGGAAGAUCCUAAAUUAGGGGAAGCACUAAUUCAAGAUUCUAUAAACUUUCUUGAACAGUGUGAUAAAGAUUUAAUUGUUGCUCAAAGAGUGUUAAAAAGAAAUCACAAGGAUGAACCAAUUAAGCUUCGUAUAAAAAAAAAAGUACACACCCGAAUUACAGGUAUGUUAUUUUGUACGGUUACAUUGGAUCAUAGAGUGAUUAAACUAGAUAAAUGGAAUUAGUGACCAAUCGGGGAAAAAAAAUUAUUGAUUAUUUUAUAAUAGUUACUUCUAAUAAUUUAUACCUAAUGGAAGUUUAUUCUAAAGCAGAAGCGGGUUGACUCAAGUGACAAUGUGAUAUUCACCAACUGGGCAUUUAAUAUAUAUUAGUAUACAUUAUUAUCACUGCUUAAAUGAAGUUUAAUACAAUAGUUGGUACAAUAUCAGUACCAUUGUGUUUUUUAGCCUAUGUUUUUGUUAUAAUUAACAAGAACCAUUUUAAUAAAUUUAGUUAAAUAACUAUUGAGAGGUCAAGAUCUUCAUACAAGAAGUGGUGUAUCUCAAUGUCAGUAUCAAUUCUAUGAUAAAUAUAAAUUAAUUAGAUCCUUUGAUUAACUAUCAUUAAAGCAAAUCACCGAGGGGGCUUAAAUUUAGUGUGAGUCUGCCCCUGUUCUAAAGUUAAUUUUAAUUUAUUAAGUGAUGCCUGUAUGAGACAAAAUUGUAUAAUGUGACUAUAUUUACUGCUUAUAUACCUAUUUAAAAUGUUGUUAAAUAUGAAUUUAUGCUUUAAAUUAGUAGAUAUUUGUUGUAUGAAAAUUAACUUAAUGUAUCUAUUUUCUAUUUUUUUUUUUAUAGCCAAUAAAAUUUAAAAAUUAUAGUUAACAAAGUAUUUUUUAUUUUCAAAUUUUUCAGCAUUACCUCAGUGUCCAGAAUUGCACCGAACAAUAUUUCCACGCAAUGAAGAUAUUGGAUCUUUUUUACGCGUUGAUGGCACUGUUGUAAGAACAGUAUUACCCAAGUUAUUAGAAUACAAAAGAAUUUAUUAUUGCACUAAAUGCAAAGAACCAUUUGAUGUAAAGGUAUAGUAACAUAAUAUACAAUUUAGUUUAUUAUUUGUAUAAUAGUAUUCUUAAUUUUUUAAGAUUGGUAUAUAUCAAUUUAUUACUUUAGUCAUAAAACAUAAUGCAAAAGCAUAAAUCACAAUUUAACAUUUUGCAUCAAAUAUUUUUUUUUUCUUGACAAUUUAGCAACCUUUGAAAAUUCUAACAGAAAUAGCUGCUGUUCACUUGUAGAAUUUCUAUCAUAUUUAAUGUUUCAAAUAAAUUAUUUUGAAUGCCUAAAUAUCUACAUUAAGUUAAUUAGAUAGCUCUUAAUUUAUAAACAUUUUCACUUUGAAGCUUUGUAGACAAAAUAAAGACAUAAAUAAAAUGUAAAGGUAUCAUAUAAUAUUAGAUGUUAAUGUAUAAGAUAAAAUACAUAUUUUCUGUAUAACAUGGAAAUAAUAAAACAAACUAAAGCAUAGUAAGAACGAUUUUUUUAUAGCUCACUAACUACAUCCAUUAAUGAUAGUUAAAAUCAUAGAUAUUUUAUAAAUGUCUAUAGUUUUAUUGUAAACAUCAUCCGCAGUACAUUACCUAUCAUUUAAAACACAUAAUUGUAUUUUAUAGAUUGAUUAUGAACAAUUUAACAAACUUAUUGUUCCUUCACGGUGUCCCAAUCCAGAAGACUGCCCAGGUACUAAUUUAAAACCAUUUAAAAACGAUAAACAAUUUAUAAAAGAUUAUCAAGAAAUUAAAGUUCAAGUAUUUAUUACUUAAUUCAGUAAAAAUUGUAUUCUGGUUUAAUUAAAUUUUAUUUUAGGAACAAAUUGGCAAAGUAGGGCUAGGAGCAAUGCCUCGUUCAAUGUGGGUUUCUUUAGAAGAUGAUUUGGUUGAUAAGUGUAAACCGGGUGAUGAUGUCAUAAUAUGGUAAAAAAAUACCCGUGGGACUAUAAAACUUUAAUAGUUUCUAUAAUUUGUUUGAUUUAACCAGUGGUACUGUAAUUCGAAGAUGGCAUCAAACUACUGAAAAUGCUUAUAUUGACAUCGAAUUGUGUUUAAGAGCAAAUCAUUUAAUUGUUUGUAAUGAUCAACAAUCUGCAAUUAUGAUCACUGAUGAGUGGAAAAAAGAAUUUGAAAAAUAUUGGGAAGAUAAUAAAAACAAUCCAUUUGCAGCCAGAGAUCAUAUUAUUGCAUCAAUUAGUCCUCAAGUUAGUAAAAAAAUUAUUCUUAAUUUAUGAAGUUGGUUUAAUAAUUUUACUAUUUCAGACUUAUGGCUUGUAUACAGCAAAGUUAGCUGUAGCCUUAGGUUUGGCUGGGGGGGUACAGCGACCAGCAUCAGAAGACAGCACAAUACGAAUUCGAGGUGAAACUCAUUUAUUAUUAGUUGGUGAUCCAGGUACUGGCAAAUCACAGUUACUUAAAUUUGCCUGGAAAAUAUGUCCUAGAUCAAUAUUUACUACAGGAGUUGGUUCAUCAAGAGCAGGACUCACUGUAGCUGCAUUUAGGGUAAUGACUUAGUAUGCAGAGCAAUACAUUUUAGUUAGAUUAAUAGCUACUUUACAUUAAAGGAUUUUUACAGAUUUUUAUUUAAGUUAUUUUGGCAGAUAUCUGUCUUGGUAGUAAAUAUAUGUUUGACUGGAUAUUAGGGUCAAAUAUUUAAUUUAUUUAAUUGUUAUUUUUAUAUUAUUAUUUAAUUAUUACUAGGAAGGAUCUGAAUGGCAUUUAGAAGCUGGAGCUCUAGUAUUGGCUGAUGGUGGAAUAUGCUGUGUUGAUGAGUUUGGUUCUUUAAGAGAAGAUGACCGUACAGCAAUUCAUGAAGCUAUGGAGCAACAAUCAAUUAGUGUAGCCAAAGUAGAUAUUAUAUUUUUUUUUUUAAUGUUUAAAAUAGAUUUGUAAAAUUGAUAUUUUAUUUACUUUUCAAAGGCUGGUUUAGUUUGUAAACUUGAUACUCGUUGUACUGUAAUGGCUGCAAUGAAUCCAAAAAAUAGAUACAAUUUGAAUUUAUCUAUAGCAGAAAAUAUAAAAGUCGCCAGUCCAUUAUUAAGUCGCUUUGAUUUGAUUUUGAUUCUUAUAGACACGAAAAAUGAAGAAUGGGAGAAGUAAUAGUGUUAUUCUUAUACUAUUCCAAUGCAAUAUAAAUAAAUUGUUUAAAUUGCUUUUAUAGAGUUGUAUCAUCAUAUGUUCUUCAAGGAAAAAAACCAGGAGCUCAUAAAAACAGUACAACAUUGUGGAAUUUAGAAAAACUUCAACACUAUUUUUGCACCAUAAGAAAUAUGAAACCUGAAACUACAGAAGAUGCAAACAUAAUAUUAAGUAAAUAUUAUUGGAUGCAACGCCAAUGUACUCACAGAAAUGCCGCUAGAACUACUGUAAGAUUUUUGGAAAGUCUUUUAAGGUAGUUUUAUUUUAUAAUUUUUAUUUGAUAACAAAAAUAUUGAUUUUGUAUAAAAUAUUUAUUAAAAAACAAAGCAUGUAACGAAGCAUAUAUAAUAUAUAUAUUAUAUACCUCUUAGUGUCGUUCUUAAAUUAACAUCUCUCCUUUGCUAAGGUUUUUCUUUUUACUGAUAACAUUAAAAUCUUCUCCCGAAUUGAUUCCCCCUCUGGUUGUAGAUAGAUCUUGAUGCCUUUCUUGUAUGGUCCAAACUUGUUAACCUAGACUUAAAUUUCAGCAAACGUCACACCAUGACCUUUUCUAGGAAGCAUUCUCCUAUUUUUCAUCUGUAUUCACUGGGUGAUUCCCCUCUCACUCGUGUUGAUGGAAUCAAGGAUCUUGGUUUUCAUUUAUCCUCUACCAUAUCGAUGUUACUGUUGAGCGUGCUCUAAAAAUCCUUGGGUUCAUUAAACGCAAUUCUUCUUUUUUUCCUCAUCCUCACUUGAUACUAGAGUUCAGAAUCACUGUUUGACACCCCUACUUUGCGUGUGACCAACUGCACAUUGAACGGGUCCAGAACUGUUUUCUUUUGUUUGCAGCCUAUCAACUGAAGAUAACUCGUCCAUCACAUUACUAUGACUUUUAACUCAACAUCCCUACUUUUGACUCUCGUCAUAUAAAUGCUAACCUUAUUUUCAUUUCCUCUCUUCUUAAUGCUACGCUCGAUGCACCUGACUUACCAAUAAAUGUCUCUUUCCGUGUCCCCUCACACUACAUUCGAAAUCAUUUCCUCUUUUCCAUUCCAGCUCACCUCACAUCUUAUGGCCACAAUGAACCUCUCCAUAAAAUGUUGGGUCACCUCAACCAUGCUUAGCCUGCACCUCUACUUAUCAUUACAAUUUAACUGUAUACUAAUUAUUGUUCUCUUACCACUAUCCUCGGAGGGUUUCUAUAUUUAAAUAAAUAAAUAAAUAUAUAUUUUUAUAUAACAAAUAAACAUAAUAUUGAAUAUUUAACAUAAUAUUAUAUAAGUAUAAGAUUAAACACAACUGAACAACAAUAGACUAAUGGUACUAUAAGUUUAAUGAUAAAUGCAACUUAAAAAUUGUGCUGGUUUAAAGUGAAAUACGACUGUAAAAUCUUAGUUAAAGGCGAAAAAAAGAAAUCAUUAAUGAGGCACUUGUUGUAAAGCGAAAAUGCUCUUGAAAAGGGGGAGUUGGCUUGAUAAUUUGUGUUGUAACACGGAAUAUAGAAAGGUAGGUUAGUAUAAGAAGGAACAUUAAAAGGAAUAGAGUUUAGAAGAUGACAGAACAAAUGUGCCCGUUGAUUAAUUUAUGUAUACAAGUUAUAUUAGAAUAACACAUCUGUCCCCAAUAUCAGCUUUUUUUAUAUUUUAAUAUUAUUGUUAUUGAGUAAUUUAAAAUUAAAUUAAAAUUGUAUAUUGUUCAUACUUUUACAUAUUCAUAAUUGCUUUUUUUAGAUUAUCUCAAGCACAUGCAAAACUCAUGUUCCGUAGUCAAGUACUUGUUCAAGACGCCAUAGUUGCUGUGUCAUUAAUGGAAUGUUCAAAUGAUGACGGAUCUCCAGAUAGCAUUAACACCUUGUAUACUAAAUUUCCAUCGUGUCCUAGAGAAACAUAUAUCAAAGAAAGUAAUAUGUCUAUUACAAUACAAAUAUUAAACUAUAUUAAUAACAAGGUUUAUUGAUUUAUUUUUGAUUUUAGUGGAAAUAAUUUUAAAAAAGUUAGAUUUGGAAGACAUUCUAGAAAAAGAAAUGGAAUUAUGGUGUCAAUCAUCCAUAAUAAAUGUGCCUAAUACAAGUAUAAGUGAAAUUAAUACAUCUAAUGAACUAUUAAAAAUUCCAGAGAAUCUUUUAACUAACAAAAUAUCAGAAGCAAUACAAAAUAUAAAGAUAAAAAAGCAAAAUGACUUUUACAUGUCACAAAUUCCCAAAACAAAAAUAAAAACUGUUCUUUCUAAAGUAAAGAAAAUAUUGCCCAACUCAUCCAAACAAGUUACUACAGAAGUAUUUGAUGAAGACAUUAAUGAUAAAGAUAUAUUUGUUAUCAAUUCCAGGAAAAAAGAUAAUAAUGUUUCUUUAAAUUUAUCAACUCCAUCAACUACAACUUUAAUAUCACCAAAAAAAUUGGCAGACAAGUCUUUUAGUUUAAAGAGAAAAAGUAAUAAAUCACAGUCACCACCACCUAUAUCUUUAGAUACAGGGCAAUUAGCAAGACUAAAGUUAAGCGCUUUUAGGUACAAACAAAAAUCAACAUGUUUGGAUGAUAAUACUAAAAAAGUUAAAUUGAAUAACUCAAAACCACUACCAACCCAAGAGCAAUCAGAUUUUGCAUCAAUUUUCUCAACUGGGGAUGAUGAUGAUUUAUCAUAUUUAGAUACAGUUUAAGCUUUUUCUUUAUACCUUUGUACAUUGAAAAAUAUUUUCAGUCCUAUCUGAUGACUGUUAACCUUUUUUAUUAAUUGUUAAUUUUUAAUCUUUCAAAAUAUAUAUUACCUAUUUAUAGUAAUUAAAUAAAGAUGUAUUUAUUAUAUGAAAUAUAA
Cinara cedri is the source of this 6305-nucleotide messenger RNA. The record is from the annotation of a GenBank genome assembly. Lineage: Eukaryota; Metazoa; Arthropoda; Insecta; Hemiptera; Aphididae.